This is a messenger RNA of Nicrophorus vespilloides, 463 nucleotides long. Its product is annotated as protein-tyrosine sulfotransferase-like. The record is from RefSeq and is a predicted model, not a curated record. Gene Ontology annotation, cellular component: Golgi apparatus. Bases 188 to 463 code for a protein of 91 amino acids. The transcript has 2 exons. Lineage: Eukaryota; Metazoa; Arthropoda; Insecta; Coleoptera; Silphidae. Gene Ontology annotation, molecular function: protein-tyrosine sulfotransferase activity. Gene Ontology annotation, biological process: peptidyl-tyrosine sulfation.
AUUUUUCAGGUACAUUCCAUUGACAUUUGAGUGUUUUUCGUGAUUACUUACAAGGUUUGUUGGUGAUCGCGCAGAGUGGCCAAGGGUGGUAAUGGAGGCGUGAAUUGAGGUCACACCAGAGACAUGAGGUAAUAGCAGCAGCAGCAGAGAGAGUGGUUGGUUGAACGAAUCGAGUGGAUGCGUGAGAAUGACAAUGCGUUUGAGCCGCGGUGGGUCCCGCAGGACUAUGUUCUGCGUCGUAUUCCUCGUUCUGCUCGUCCUGGUAAUGAUGCUGCGACUGGGCAUACUCUGCUACACGGAGGAAGAGCUACCAGCUAUGGUCACGGCCGACAAAUACGUUAUGGACGGAGACAAGAAGUACCCUUAUAAUAGGGAAAUGCCCUUGAUCUUUAUUGGAGGAGUGCCCAGAUCUGGAACGACGUUGAUGAGAGCUAUGCUAGAUGCUCAUCCCGAUAUAAGGUAA